This is a messenger RNA of Metarhizium album ARSEF 1941, 3246 nucleotides long. Its product is annotated as DEAD-2 domain-containing protein. The coding region runs from base 1 to 3246 and encodes 1081 amino acids. NCBI's taxonomy places the organism in Eukaryota, Fungi, Ascomycota, Sordariomycetes, Hypocreales, Clavicipitaceae. Gene Ontology annotation, biological process: nucleobase-containing compound metabolic process; establishment of sister chromatid cohesion. Gene Ontology annotation, cellular component: nucleus. The transcript has 7 exons. The record is from RefSeq and is a predicted model, not a curated record. Gene Ontology annotation, molecular function: DNA helicase activity; hydrolase activity, acting on acid anhydrides, in phosphorus-containing anhydrides; DNA binding.
AUGGAUUCUGCCGCCUCCACCAGUAUAGAUGAUGCGACGCGCCAUCUGGAGAAGCUGGAUUUUCAUCAUCCUUACACUCCGUACGCCGUCCAAGAAGAGUUCAUGAAAACUGUAUACAGCGUCUUGGACAAAGGCGAAGGGCAAAUCGGUAUCUUGGAAAGCCCCACAGGCACUGGCAAAUCACUUUCAUUAAUCUGCGCUUCGCUUACCUGGCUCCGAAAUUUCAAGUCCAACAGAUUUGAGGUAUCGAUAAAAAAUGCCGGAGAGGCCUACAAGGACGAACCGUCAUGGCUCGUCGAUCAGCUACUGCGCCGAAAGCGUGAGGAGCUGGUUCAAAGGUGGGAAGAUCGCGAGAGGCGCCUCGAAGCCAUCAGAUCAAGAGAAAAAGAAGUUGAAGAACGAGGCCGCAAGCGCCGCCGCCUCGAAGUCUCAACAGCGCCUGGUCAAUGCACCGAAAUGGACCCUGAUGAGGCCGAAUGGCUUCUAGAUGACUGGGAAGACCGUGACACCGGUGUCCAGGAUGCCUUGUCUGGGUUGAGUAAAGAAUCGCGUGAGGUCUUGGAGCGCAUCGGCCUGGGCGGACCUCGGAAGAAGGAAGAGGACAAUGACAUUCUAGAGGAAGAGAUCAAGAUCUAUUAUACGUCUAGAACCCACUCGCAACUGUCGCAGUUCAUUGCGGAACUGCGCCGCCCAAGCUUUCCGUCUUCACUUCCAAUUUCUCUUACUGAGGAAAAGUCCCCUGCUCAAGAGCCGGUCAAGCUAUUACCGCUGUCUUCCCGACAAAGGCUGUGCAUCAACCCAUCCGUUGCAAAACUCGGGUCAGUGCAGGCCAUCAAUGACCGCUGUGCUGAGCUCCAGCAGUCAAGGUCUACGAAGAAAUGCUCCUAUGUUCCAAAAGAGGAGCUCUUGAGCCAAACGCACCAGUUUCGCGACUCGGCUUUGGCCACUGUCCCCGACAUUGAGGAUUUGCACCAGCUAGGCAAGUCUUUGGCCGUAUGCCCGUACUAUGCGUCUCGGUCGGCAUUACCUGGUGCAGAAGUCAUCACGCUUCCAUAUCCCCUUUUGCUUCAGAGAAGUGCCCGAGAGGCGCUAGGAAUCAAGUUGGAGGGAAACGUUGUCAUCAUUGAUGAGGCACACAACGUGAUGGAUGCAGUUGCCAAUGUUCAUGCCGCGGAGAUCAAUCUCUGUGGCCUUCGCAAGGGGCGAGGGAUGCUCGGGGUCUACGUGAAACGGUUUGGGAAGAAACUCACGGGUGCCAACCGUGUUAACGUAGGAAGGCUUGGGCGAGUAAUUGAUGGCCUGACAGAGUGGAUGGAUGGGGCGAAGGGCUUCGAGCAGCAACAUGGAAUCGUGGACGCAAACGACUUGACUCGACGCAAAGGCAUCGACCAAAUCAACAUGUUUGAGCUCAUUCGGUACAUUCAAGAGUCCAAGCUCGCAUACAAGAUUGAGAGCUACGCAGCACAUGUUGAUGGCGAGAAAGAAUCCGCCAAGCAGGUGACGAGAUCGAGCUCGCCCGUGCUGCACGCCCUUGUCUCGUUCCUCGUAGCACUUACCAAUCCGAGCUCCGAGGGCCGGAUAUUCUACCAAAAGACGGCCGAACCAGGCCAAGACGUCCAACUUUCAUACUUGUUGCUGUCUCCAACGCAUGCCUUCUCGUCCAUUGUGUCCAGCGCGCGAGCGGUAAUACUGGCAGGAGGAACCAUGUCGCCCUUUGACGACUACAAGAAUCAUCUUUUUCCGACCCUAGCCGAUGCCAAAGUAACCACGCUCAGCUGUGGCCAUGUAGUACCACGCGAAAAUCUAUGCGUCUGGACACUGGCGGGAACUCGUCCAGGUGGCCCAAGUUUUGAGUUUAGCUACCGGCGCCGAGGGGACCAAGAAAUGGUCAGAGAGCUGGGACUGUCGAUACUGAAUAUUUGCUCGAUUGUCCCGGACGGCGUUGUGGUCUUCUUCCCAAGCUACGGAUAUCUUGAGGAAGUCGUCGCCAUGUGGAGUCGACAGAGCCCCGGAGACAAGACGCCUCAGGCAACCAUUUGGGAUCGUUUGCAAGCUCGCAAGAUGGUGUUCCGCGAAACAAGGGGCUGCUCCAGUGACGAGGUCCUCUCGGAGUAUACACGAGCCAUCCUCGGGAACGGAGCAAGCGCCACCAGUCCAGUGAAGGGCAAAGGCGGUGCAGUCCUCCUGAGUGUCGUAGGAGGCAAAAUGUCCGAGGGCAUCAACUUCUCCGAUCGCUUGGGCCGAUGCGUCAUGGUCGUCGGUCUGCCGUACCCAAACAUUGCGUCGCCAGAGUGGAAAGCCAAGACGGAAUACAUCGAAUCGACUGCCAUGGAAAAUCUACAAGGCAGCGGGAAUAGCGCUGGCUCAAACUUGACCAAGGAGGAGGCUGUGGCGCGAGCCAAGCAGGCAGCGAGGGACUUUUACGAAAACGCUUGUAUGCGGGCCGUCAACCAGAGCAUUGGCCGCGCGAUUCGUCACAGAGGCGAUUAUGCGGCGAUUGUACUUGUCGACAGGAGGUAUGCUACGGACAGAAUCCAGGGAAAGCUGCCCGGAUGGAUCCAAAGCGGGAUGGAGACACGUCGUGGUGGCGGUGAUGGUGAUGGCAAGGAUGGACGUCAUAUGUGCCGCCAGUUUGACGCAUUUAUUCCCCGCAAAGUCAGGGCCAGCCCACGGAGCCAUUCCGGGAUCCCGGGAAAUUCGCCACCCAACGUCGAAGCAGCGUCCGCGGCAGGACGUCUGGUGCCGCAAAGGGAGCAGUGGCGUCACAGCUCGCAUGUUGGCGCACCUCGCCUCGCGCUGCCCAAGCAAGUCGAUGCCAAUCCAGACGUCACAUGCAUCCGGCAGCCGCUGCCUCCCCCAAGGCAUUUCCAUCGCAACCCCCGCAGCUCAUCCCUUCAGUUUUCCAUCAACCAGGCCGCGGCAUCCAUCAAAAUCACCAUGAUUACGGUUCCAAGAGCCUCGGUCCGUCUUGUACGGAACCACGUCCGCCCGGCGGCGACGGCGAUCGCGGCCCCACGCGGCUUCUCCGGAACCGCUCGCCGGCAAACAUACGAAGAUGACGCCAGUGGUCAAGAGCUGCCGCCCUCGAAGUCGAACCUCGCAGAAACUCUCCGCAAGAACUGGGUCCCGAUUGGCGGAGCCGCGCUCUUCGCAGGGCUCGCCUACGCGUACUUUUCCUCGCCCGGUCCGAACAAGGCCUCGGAGAAGGAUCGUCUGUCCCGCUCAGAGGCGAAACAAUCCAAGUAA